UAUUGAUUGAUUAUUGAGUAGAGCUAUCUUCUGGUGCCUGGGCUGACGAGCGCUCCCCUGUCCCCUUUCCUUCCCCAGUUCGAUCUGGUCGUUCUUUCCAUCUGCGAUCCUCACUGGAUCAGGUUCACUCCCCUCUCUCUCUCACACACAACGCUGUCUUCUCCCUUUUAUUUUUCAAUUUAUUAUUUCCUCUGUUUAUCUAUCUAUCUAUCUUGCAACAAAUCCAGAAUCACUAUCAUCAACAAAUCCAGGUUGCUGCUAAAGCGGAUGGAGCCAGAAUCUGGCACCUUACCUUCUAGAAGCCCUUCUCAGUUUUUCUUGAAUCUAUCACGGAAUUUAUUGUUGGCAUACCAAAGCUUUGGCGUGGUGUAUGGAGACUUGAGCACUUCUCCUCUUUAUGUCUAUAGAAGUGUAUUUUUUGGCGAUCUGACUGAUUAUCAAACUCCAGACGCUAUAUUUGGUGCAUUCUCCUUAAUAUUUUGGACCUUGACUCUGAUCCCUUUGCUAAAGUAUGUGUUUAUCGUGUUGAGUGCUGAUGAUAAUGGUGAAGGUGGAACAAUUGCUCUAUACUCGCUUCUCUGUAGGCAUGCUAAGUUUAGCUUACUUCCGAAUCAACAAGCAGCUGAUGAGGAGUUGUUGUCUUACAAAUAUGGUCCUUCACAGCCUACAUCACAAUCACCUUCACCGUUAAAGAGGUUUCUGGAGAAACAUAAAAAACUACGCACAGCUUUACUUAUUGUUGUAUUGUUAGGAGCUUCUAUGGUUAUCGGUGAUGGUGUCAUUACUCCUGCAAUUUCUGUUAUGUCAGCAGUGUCUGGACUUCAAGUUCAAGGUGUGGGAUUGGAGCUAAGUCAUGGGACAGUGCUGUUAUUUGCUUGUGUCAUAUUGAUUGGUCUGUUUGCUUUGCAACACACUGGUACUCAACGGGUGGCAAUUGUCUUUGCUCCUAUUGUUAUUUUAUGGUUGAUUUCAAUAUGUGGAAUUGGAUUAUAUAAUAUCAUACAUUGGAACCCAAAGAUUGUGUAUGCAUUAUCUCCACAUUACAUAAUCAAGUUCUUUAGGGAGACUGGCAGAGCUGGCUGGCUCUCACUUGGGGGUGUUCUUCUCUCUAUAACAGGAACUGAAGCUAUGUUUGCUGAUCUCGGCCACUUUACUGCCUUCUCUAUAAGACUUGCAUUUGUCGCCGCCGUGUACCCGUGUUUGGUCAUACAAUACAUGGGCCAGGCCGCUUAUCUGUCUAAGAACAUCACUUCUAUUCAAGACAGUUUCUAUAAAUCAAUACCCGAACCGGUAUUUUGGCCAGUUUUUGUUAUAGCUACGCUAGCAUCUGUUGUGGGGAGUCAAGCCAUCAUUUCGGCUACCUUUUCAAUUGUGAAGCAAUGCCAUGCCCUUGGUUGUUUCCCCAGGGUCAAAAUUGUCCACACAUCCAAACAUAUGUUUGGCCAGAUUUAUAUACCAGAAAUCAACUGGAUCCUCAUGGUUCUUACUCUUUUGAUUGCUGUCGGAUUCCAGGACACUACUCUAGUUGGCCAUGCGUACGGGCUUGCAUGCAUGACGGUAAUGUUCAUCACAACUUUUCUCAUGGCUCUUGUUAUAACCUUUGUGUGGCAAAAACACAUCGCAUAUGCUACCAUCUUCCUUGUUUUUGCGUUCAUAGAAGGUAUCUACCUCUCGGCUGCAAUAAUGAAAGUUCCUCAAGGAGGUUGGGUGUCUCUUUUACUCGCCUUUGUGUUUAUGGUCAUAAUGUAUGUUUGGCAUUACGGUACCCGUAAAAAGUACAACCAUGACCUUCACAAUAAAGUUUCACUGAAAUGGCUUCUCGGGUUGGGACCCAGUUUGGGUAUUGUACGUGUGCCCGGGAUAGGACUCAUAUACUCGGAACUUGCCACUGGUGUACCUCCUAUUUUCUCACAUUUUGUUACGAAUUUGCCCGCUUUUCACAAUGUUCUGGUGUUUGUGUGCGUGAAGCACGUCCCCGUGCCUUUUGUAUUGCCUGAAGAACGCUUCCUUAUUGGGCGUAUCUGCCCGAGACCUUACCGUAUGUACAGGUGCAUUGUUAGAUACGGGUAUAAGGACAUCCAAAGAGACGAUGGCAACUUUGAGAAUCAACUCAUUCAAAGCAUAGCAGAGUUCAUACAAAUGGAAGCUGUCGAACCUCGGUUAUCCACCUCUGAGAACACAUCCUUUGAUGGUCGAAUGGCAGUCAUAAGCACCAGGUCAAAUACUACUUUAACUGUCUCUGACCAACUGGACUCAACGAGCUCCGCCAUACAAAGUAGCAAAUCGUUAAUGCUGCAACGUUUAAGAUCCGAUUACGAUGAUGAAAACCCGCAAAUAAGAAGGCGGCAAGUGAGGUUCCAGCUGCCAUCAUCGGGUCCGGUAAUGGAUGAUGCGGUGCGAGAUGAGCUUUUGCAGUUGAUACAGGCUAAAGAAGCAGGAGUUGCUUAUAUCAUGGGACACUCGUACGUUAAGGCCCGGAGGUCGUCUUCAUACUUGAAGAAGCUCGUCAUUGACAUCGGCUAUUCUUUUCUUCGUAAAAAUUGCAGGGGCCCUGCAGUUGCUCUUCAUAUUCCUCAUAUAAGUUUGAUUGAGGUUGGUAUGAUAUAUUAUGUUUAGGUUAUUGGUUUUACAUUUUGAUAGCUCUUUUAUUCUAUUGUAAGCCAAAUAAUGUGAGAUUACUUUAUAUGGAUUGAUUUGCUUGCAUUUACAAAAAUAUACUAGGAAGCAACAAGCAGUACAUCUGUCUUUCAUUUUUUUAAUAUCUAAGGUUUUUUGUAAUCA
Helianthus annuus (common sunflower) is the source of this 2781-nucleotide messenger RNA. RefSeq names its product potassium transporter 4. Gene Ontology annotation, cellular component: membrane. Gene Ontology annotation, molecular function: potassium ion transmembrane transporter activity. NCBI's taxonomy places the organism in Eukaryota, Viridiplantae, Streptophyta, Magnoliopsida, Asterales, Asteraceae. Gene Ontology annotation, biological process: potassium ion transmembrane transport; cell tip growth. The record is from RefSeq and is a predicted model, not a curated record. The transcript has 11 exons. The coding region runs from base 268 to 2616 and encodes 782 amino acids.